Ostreococcus tauri is the source of this 4732-nucleotide messenger RNA. Its product is annotated as HECT. The record is from RefSeq and is a predicted model, not a curated record. Lineage: Eukaryota; Viridiplantae; Chlorophyta; Mamiellophyceae; Mamiellales; Bathycoccaceae. Gene Ontology annotation, molecular function: ubiquitin protein ligase activity. The transcript has a single exon. Gene Ontology annotation, biological process: proteasome-mediated ubiquitin-dependent protein catabolic process; protein polyubiquitination. The annotation marks the transcript as partial.
CGGCGGCGCGACGGGCGGCGGCGCGGGCGGGACGGAGAAAGCGACGGGCGGCGGUGGACGCGCGCGCGGUGCGGCGGACGCGCGAUCGAACGGGGGAGAGGGGGAGGGUGACGGUGGAGACGACGACGAGGAGGGGGAGGCGUACGAGGACGAGGAGGAUGAUUACGACGAGGACGACGAUUUCGACGACGACGCGGAGACGGAGGACGACGACGACGAGGACGACGACGACGACGACGACGACGACGACGACGACGACGACGACGACGAGGACGACGAUAUGCAUGAUGAGGAUGACAUGGAUGAAUUUCAAGACGCGAUCGAUCGGGACGACCCCGAGGCUGGUUUACGAGCGCUCUUGCGGCGGUUGGGCAACGCCGCCGCCGCCGCGGGCGGGGGAGGAAUGUUCCGUCCUGGAUCGAGCGGUAAACUGAAAGAAAUUCUGCACGGUUUGAGACAAAUGCACGAUCCAUCGGCGCAGAUGGCGGCGCUCAGCGAGCUGAACGAGCUGUUAGUGAUCUCGGGAGAAGAGUUGAUGAUGAGCAUGUCGCUCGACGCCUUCGUCCCGACUCUGGUGGAACUGAUGCAGAUGGAGUACAUGCCGGACAUUAUGCUCCUCGCUGCGCGAGCGCUGACGACGAUGGCGGAUGUGAUGCCUCCCUCGAGAGGCGCGAUCGUUCACCACGGCGCUCUGCCCCAGUUUUGUCAACGUUUGCUCACCAUUGAGUACAUCGAUCUCGCCGAGCAAUCCUUGCAGGCGUUGGAAAAGUUGAGUCAGGAAUAUGGCGCCGAGUGCGCGCGUCAGGGCGCUCUCACCGCCUGCUUGUCGUAUUUGGACUUUUUCUCAAUCGGAAUGCAGCGCGUGAGCCUGCAGACGGCGGCGAACAUCUGUCGCCAGCUUCCGAGCUCGGCUCUCGACGGGGCGAGCGACACCGCGCCCAUUCUGACGAACCUUUUGUCUCACGACGAUCCGCGCCUCGUCGACUGCGCGUGCGUGUGCUUGACCAAUUUAGCGGCGAAGAUGGCUAAAGAUUCCGACGAGCGGAUCGUCGCUCUGUGCCAGGGAGACCUGGUGACGAACGUGAUGAACCUCAUCUCUCCGCGCGCCGGGCGAUCGGUGAGUCCGGCGACGCACCACUUGCUCAUCAAGCUCUUGAAUAUUUGUGCGCGACACAAUCCUGAGGUCUCACUCGAGCUCCUUAGGAAGGAUUUGCCAGAAACCCUGUGCGUGGCGCUCUCCGGUUGCAAGGUUCUCACCAUGGCGAACAGUGGCGCGUCCCCGGCGAGUAGCGGCUUGGCGUCGCCCAUAGUCACGUCAGAGCAACUGCUCGAAGUCGCGACGCUUGCUGAUGCGUUGUUACCCAUCGUCACUCGAUCACCGUCGAUGAAAAGCAAGUCAAAGUUCUCAAACAACGUCCCGCUGUUGACGAAGCAAGAACCGGAAUUGAUGGUCAAGUACGCGAAUCAUCUGACAAGUGUCUUGAUGCAAGCGGUGGAUUCGAGCGUCCCGCAGACUGUCAAAAUGAAGUGCCUGUCAGCGCUCACCAAGUGGACCCAGCUUUCGUCGGAGGAAUCAUUCAAGAUGAUUUUGGAGACGACGUCCUUCGCUGCGUUUUGUGCCGCUCAGCUCUCAUCUAAGGACGCGCAAAGGAUCGUGGGGUGCUUGGAUUUGAUAGAAUUUGGGAUGAUGAAAAAGAACGUUGACCUGGCAAAGUUACUCCGAAAGGAAGGUGCCGUCCACGCGCUGAAGAAACUUUCCGAGGAGUUCAACGCGUUGCCAUCUACUGUGGCUUCAACAUCCUCGGUUAAACGUCCGAGCGACGCGACCAAGACACCGGCUGACCAGGUUCCGGCACUCGGCGGCGGCUCGCACGGUAUCGCCGUGCGUGCAGCAGCGAUGAUGACGGAUGGUCCGGAGUAUCGUGAAGCCUUGUCGCGAGCCGACAAGCUUUAUACUAAGAAAUUCGUCUUGUCGGGGCACCCGGUUGACGCUGAAGAUCCCAGCGUUGAGCGUUUGCGAAGAGCGAGUGCGUCUCUACGAAUGAAUGGCGACGUGAAGGCUGCCGCUGAAUUUUUGGAGUCUGUUUCCGACGCCAGCACUUUCGAGAUUUUAGAGAGCGAUGCAAUCACGGUGCUCAAAGAGUUUCUCCUGCCGAAAGAGUGGCGAGACUCUCACGCUCUCACUCAAAGGUACGCGACGUUGAUCAAAGCCACCAGCCACACGAAGAAUUCAUCCGUGUUCUCGAGCUUGGUGAGACGCCUCUCGGACGCCUUGGCGUCAGCCGAAGACUUGUCCAUCGCGGUGACAUCGAUACAACCGGUCCAAGCUCGUCGAGGUCGCGACAACUCAGCGGAUGAUGCGAAUCUCGCUGGCCUAGUGCGACCGUUUAAAGUGCGAUUCAAGCGUGAGAGCAACGGCGCCCAAGGUCUGGCUGACUAUUCCAACAACAUCGUUUUGGUCGAGCCGUUUGCUACGCUGAGCGCCAUUGAAGAUUUUUUGUAUCCGCGCGUGAACAAACCCGCCGUGGCUCCUCGCAGGUCGUCGCGAUUGUCUCCGCCGGCAGGUGUGCAACACGACGACGAGGAUGACGACGAAGAGGAUGAGGAUGAACACAUGAGCGACGAUGACGAUGACGAAGUGUUCGGAGACGAUGGCGAAGGUGAUGGGCGAGACCUGGACUUGACGAACGAGGACAUUUCGCCAGAAGAUGCGUUAGAUGAAUAUGAGGAUGAUCACGUAGGUAGAUCAGACUCGUUCGCCGCUCGCGCGGCCGCUGCAAAUGACACUAGGAAGCUUGUCUUUUCUGUGAACGGUGUCGUACUGAACUCAUCGACCACGGUGCUGCAAGCUGUCGCCGCCAUCGCUCGUUACGAGGGGAUACCCAUGUCCGAGCAGAAUUGGGAGAAGGCCAAUACCAUCAUGUAUAGGGCUGUGAAGCCCUCGGACGUGGACCCGAGUCCAUUGCAGCUCGGUGGCGUCCAAGAUGUUCCCAAGGACGAGUUGGACAAGAUCACCGAGGCAGUCGCAGAACUUGGGAACCGAGACGUGAGAGCGGCGUUGGGUUCUUUUGUGCCAGCUCUCAGUGACGCGGUGAAAGAUGCCGUCGCGAACGAGAAAUCUUCAGCACAGUUCAACGACUUACUGAGCAUCUUAUUCGUGCUGCAUGAAAUCGGAGUUUCUGCGUCUCAAAUCUUGCUCUUAGACGGACGCGACGAGCAAGUCACCGCCGCUCGCAGCGUCUCUCUGCCAAAGGAAUCUUUCGUUCACGGUAAGCUCACCGGAAAGCUUACGCGACAGCUCCAAGACACUAUCACUCUUUGUAGCUCCACAACGCCCACUUGGUGCACGGCGCUCGCCAGCACGUGCCCGUGGUUGUUCCCUUUUGAGCUGCGGCUCAAGAUGUUCAAGUGUGUGUCGUUUUCUCUGUCUCGCAUGCUCCACCACCUUCACGGGGACGGCAGCGAUGCGGGAGCGGUGACGACGGAUGGUGGGCGAGAGAUCAGAAUUGGACGUCUUCAGCGGCAAAAGGUCAGAGUGAAUCGCAACCAGAUCUUUGAGAGCGCGAGAAAAGUUUUCGACAUUCCCAACACGUUGAAGAUGGUGCUCGAGGUUGAAUUCUUCGAGGAGGUCGGCACUGGCACCGGUCCGACGCUCGAGUUUUUUACACUGCUUUCGAAACAGUUCAAGCGACGUAAAUUGCAGCUCUGGCGCGAUAGCGGCAUCGCAAAUGAAGAGGACCUCGUCGUGGCACCUCACGGUCUUUUCCCUGCUCCGAUGGCGGCUCCGCGAAUGUCUGGUAAGACCCACGCAAGUCGCAUCAAAAACUUCAAGCUUCUCGGACAAGCGAUCGGCAAAGUCUUGCAGGACGGUCGUAUGCUAGAUCUUCCACUCGCACCCGCGUUUUACCGCGCCUUAUUGGGCAGAUGUCUCGGUCUUCAGGAUCUUAUUGAGAUUGAUCCAGGGCUCGGGAACACGUUGCGGCGUCUUGACGCUGCGGCGAACGAAAUCGAGAACAUGAAGCGUCAAGGCUUACCGGAGAGCACGUGGAAGCAAGUUACCGUGGAUGGCGCUAACAUUGAGGAUUUGUGUCUUACUUUCGUCGUUCCAGGCUCAUCGGUGGACCUCAUCAAGGGUGGGUCUGACAUCGUCGUUAACGAAGUCAACUUGCGUGAAUACGUUGACGCCGUCGUCGAGGCAUGCGUUGGAUCUGGCGUUGCGUCGUAUUUCGAGUCUAUUCAAGCCGGCUUGGAGGAAGUUUGUCCCGUCGCCAGGCUGAGAAUGUUCGACGAGGCAGAGCUUGAUACUCUGAUUUGCGGUCAGGGCGAGGCCUGGACGCCUGAGUUGCUCACUGACUGCAUCACUUUCGACCACGGAUACAACGCGCAGUCUCCGCCGAUCAAGAAUUUCUGCGACAUUUUGAGUUCAUUCACACCCGAGCAGCAACGUGCGUUCAUGCGGUUCGUCACCGGUGCCCCGAGACUUCCUCCCGGAGGCUUGGCUGCGCUUCAACCUCGUCUUACAGUUGUCUGUAAACAACCGGCCCCUGCGGUUGGUUCAUCAUCAGACUCAGGUAACCUUUCGGCUGGAACGCCGCUCGCGGAUGGCGACUUACCCUCGGCGAUGACGUGUGCGAGUUACCUGAAGCUCCCGCCGUACUCCUGCAAAGAAGUCAUGGCGGAACGACUCAGGUACGCGAUGUGCGAGGGGCAAGGAUCCUUUGACCUCUCAUAA